Cajanus cajan (pigeon pea) is the source of this 1512-nucleotide messenger RNA. Its product is annotated as floral homeotic protein AGAMOUS. Gene Ontology annotation, molecular function: protein dimerization activity; RNA polymerase II transcription regulatory region sequence-specific DNA binding; DNA-binding transcription factor activity. Gene Ontology annotation, biological process: positive regulation of transcription by RNA polymerase II. The record is from RefSeq and is a predicted model, not a curated record. Gene Ontology annotation, cellular component: nucleus. NCBI's taxonomy places the organism in Eukaryota, Viridiplantae, Streptophyta, Magnoliopsida, Fabales, Fabaceae.
AUCGUUUCCAGAUCUCUCUCUCUCUCUCUCAUGCCUACUCCCUCACUGCUAUGAAUUUUUUCAAAAGAAAAAAAAAAAGUAAAUUUUUAAGGAAGUUUAAUUAAUUUGAUUCACCCACAUGCCAUUCAACAACCAGGAGGUAGAGGAAAGAAAAAAAAAAAAAAGACUAAAAAAAAAGUGAAUAAAAUAUAUACAGAUGCAGAUGUGUGUGUGUGUAUACACUCGUUUUGUUUCAUAUCCAUAAACCAUUGUGGAAGAUAGGUAGUUUUUAACUUUAUAUAUACACCCAUCUUUGGCCACUUUGCUUUCAUUUUCUGAUAUCUUCUGCCUGUUCUGCUAAGUGGAAAAAAGGAGAAAAAUCAUAUACACAUUCUGCUAAGGACUUGAACCUGCUCUAUUGCCCUUAAUAUAACUUCUUCACCAGCUAGCAAGCAUGGCUUUUCCAAACCAAUCCAUGUCAUCAGUUUCUCCCCAGAGAAAGAUGGGAAGGGGGAAGAUUGAGAUCAAGAGGAUUGAGAACACCACCAAUCGUCAAGUUACCUUCUGCAAGCGCAGAAAUGGCUUGCUCAAGAAGGCAUAUGAGUUAUCUGUGCUUUGUGAUGCAGAGGUUGCUCUAAUAGUCUUUUCAAGCCGUGGCAGACUCUAUGAAUAUGCUAAUAACAGCGUCAAAGGUUCAAUUGAGAGGUACAAGAAAGCAAGUUCAGAUUCAUCUGGUGGUGGAUCUGCUUCUGAGGCUAAUGCUCAGUUUUACCAGCAAGAAGCUGCCAAACUGCGUGUGCAAAUCAGCAAUCUGCAGAAUCACAAUAGGCAAAUGAUGGGUGAGGCUUUGAGCACUAUGAAUACUAAGGAUCUCAAAAACCUUGAGACUAAAUUAGAAAAAGGAAUUAGCAGAAUUCGUUCCAAGAAGAAUGAGCUGCUAUUUGCAGAAAUUGAGUACAUGCAGAAGAGGGAGAUAGACUUGCACAAUAACAACCAGCUUCUUAGAGCAAAGAUAGCAGAAAGUGAGAGGAAUGUGAACGUGUUGUCUGGAAGCACAAGCUACGAAUCGAUGCAAUCUCAGUUUGACUCUCGUGGCUUCUUCCAAGUCACUGGAUUACAGCCCAAUAACAAUCAGUAUGCUGGCCAAGAUCAGAUGUCCCUUCAGUUUGUUUGAAGAUUUUAAGCUUGAGAAGGGUAAAGACUUAGAUUUUCUAUUGUUUGUAUUUUGACAUCUAGUGUGAUAUAUAGGAAUGCUAAACCCAAGGAAAUAUGCAGAACCCAAGAGAGGGAAUCAAUUCAUUAAGUAUUUCCCUCAGUCCUAUGUUGUGGCUUUGUAGACUUAAUUAAUAAGCUAACCUGCAUCUAUUGUGAAAGGUUCUAUGGUCUGUUUAGUAUGUAUACUGAUACUCUUGAGUAUGGAGAUUGCACCAUGGCAUAUUUUGUCUUCUGUUUACUUUAAAUGCAUAUUUCUCCUGUAACAUACAUAUAUAUAGGCUUCUAUAUUUGUCUAUUUCACAUUUCACUUACUAUGAA